AUGGAGACUAGAAGCACCAGAGACGCGGCGCCCGACGCCGACGACGAGCUCUUCUGCGCGGUGAUGAACCCUGUCACGGGCAACUACAUCGACUUAUCACAUCUCUCGACCACGCCUAACAAGCUGGGCAAAGGGGAGCGACGCCGUAAGGGCACCGAGGACUCGGAAAAGACGCGGUGGGUGGUGCGGUCCAAGGAGACCGGGCUCAAUUUUACGCUCGGAGUGUGCUCGAGCCCCGCGUCCGAGGACGACGAGGUCGCCAACACAACGGGCGCGUUCUACGUGGACCCCGUGAGCAGCCGGCAGGUGUCCAUCGGGGAGUUCGCGACGCAGCCGCGGUUCAUGGGCAAGAAGCUGACGCUGGCGUACGAGGACGGCGACGUGUGCCCCAACGGCGUGGACGGCAAGGCCGCGCUGCUCAACUUCGUGUGCGACAAGGAGAUCGCGACCAAGGCCCAGGUGCAGUUUGUCGGGUCGCUGCACGACUGUUCGUACUACUUCGAGGUGCGCAGCAUCUACGCGUGCCCGACGUCACACAAGAGCAACGACGUGAACGUGCUGGGCAUUUUCUUUGGCAUCUUCCUGGUGUUCUUCGCCGUGGAGUGGGGCCGCCGCUGGUUCUAUCGCAAGAUGCGCUCGCGCAUGCGCUACACGGGCGGCGCGGGCUCCGCGGCCAGCGGUGCGGCAGACCGCAUGAUGAGACCCCAGUGGGAGAACGUCGAGGGCACCUCCUGGUGGCGGCGUGUGCUGAAACGGCUGGUGCGCGGGCGCGCGCGCCCGCGCACCGCCGCCAUCAAGCUCAGCUCUGCGCCUCAAUACCACAGCCCGAGCACGGACUCGCUGGUGAGGGACAUGGAGGCGCAGAACAGGCUGCUGGAUAACCUGGAGGCCGUGGGGGAGGACGCGACCACGGUCGUCGACUAG
This is a messenger RNA of Lachancea thermotolerans CBS 6340, 924 nucleotides long. RefSeq names its product Mrl1p (gene MRL1). The record is from RefSeq and is a predicted model, not a curated record. Gene Ontology annotation, biological process: lysosomal transport. NCBI's taxonomy places the organism in Eukaryota, Fungi, Ascomycota, Saccharomycetes, Saccharomycetales, Saccharomycetaceae. The coding region runs from base 1 to 924 and encodes 307 amino acids. Gene Ontology annotation, molecular function: D-mannose binding; signaling receptor activity. The transcript has a single exon.